Messenger RNA from Phaedon cochleariae (mustard beetle), 3522 nucleotides. The record is from the annotation of a GenBank genome assembly. NCBI's taxonomy places the organism in Eukaryota, Metazoa, Arthropoda, Insecta, Coleoptera, Chrysomelidae.
AUGAAUUCGAGAACGCCGUUUUUUUUCUCAUCACCAUUCACCGCGAUUAAUUCAACAACAAAAGCACCAAGUUUUUCUGCGGACGGACCCGCCGUUAAUGAGCGCUGGAAUCGCGAACGCGGUCCCGCCAAAGAAGAAGAAGAAGAAGAAGAAGAGGUGGACUCCAUCGCCGUAGCGGCCCGAUACCAUUCCAGUAUGGCUCGAACCGUCGUUCUGCUCACCGCGGUAUGCAUCGCCCUCUCGACGGCGGCAGAAGAUCGAAAAGCGCGCUCCGGCGACCUAGACCGCGGUCCGGAACCCAUGGAAUCAGUCCCCAAGUCCAUGGACUUCAUCCAGCCCGCCAACAUCACCGUGGCGCUGAAACGCCGCCUCGAGAUGAGCACCGAGUUUUUCCUGGUGCCUACGACCUCCUCCCCGGGAACCACCACCGGGAAUUACGUUUCGAAGACCGCCUGCGCUGGCUGCCCGGUGGAAACCGAAAAAAUCGCCGGGGUUUUCAGGAACGAGGUGUGGGUCAUCCCUGUGCUAGCUCUAUCCGCCAUCACCAUGCUGCUUAUAGCCGGGUUCGAAGUGUUCGUGCUCUGCAAAGCCUGGAGGACCACCCCUAGCCGUCGUCACCUGUUCCUCGGGCAAAUGCUGCUACUGGGGUUGUUUUCCUGUGCGGGUCUUGCUGCUGUCUUGGCUGUCUCGCCUACGCAACUCACCUGCGCCCUAGUGCGAUUCGGCAUGGGGGUAGCUUACGCUAUAGUCUUCGCUUCUCUGCUGGUGAAGUGCGUAUUUCUCAUUAGCUUGAACGGUGGGGUAUACCUCCCUGCACCCUACCAGGGUCUCUUGCUGCUCUUCGCGAUCCUCAUACAAGUGGCUAUAGGAGUACAGUGGCUGCUGACAAGCCCUCCCUUAGUAGACAAUAUAGCGAUAGAAACUGUAGUGGCGCCAAAUAAGCACAGACUUUUAGUUACCGCGGAAGACGUGGGUAGUCCAGCUUUGAUACCCUUGUGCCGCACCCCAUACACAGACAUGCUCCUUUCCCUGAUCUACGUCAUCUUCCUGAUACUGUUCGUGACUGUUCUGGCCGUUAAGUCCCGUGGGAUAAGAGACAAUUAUCGCGAGGCCACCUACAUAGGGUUAUCCGUGGGGUGUUGCAUCCCUACAUGGUUGAUUUGGACUAUGAGCGGGCUGCUUGUGAACGAGCGACACAGAGACGCUUGCAUAGCUUUCGGUCUCGUUAUUUCCUCCGUCAUGGUGUUUUUAAUCAUGUUCAUGCCCAAAGGAAGGCAAUUAGCCGCUAUGGGCAAGGAGGGAGUUUAUGUGGAAGAUCGUGAGGAGCGUUUUAGUUCGUUAAGUAGGGCGGCAUCUGGAUAUUCGCCGUCGUUCUUCCACUUCAAGCCCAUCAAGUACGGAUUGAAUCAUCACGGAACGACGCAUAAACAUCAGCAGACGAUCACGACGUUAGGUGGAGAUCUGGGCAUCUUUCCGCCGGCUCCGCCAAGUUAUACUCGUCACUAUCAGUACCACUGCUACCCCCCGGGGUACUACUCGACGCGGUACUUACCAGGUGGUGUUUUUCUACAUCCAGACGAUGGUAAUGUCUACACAACAUUGGAACCCACUUUGAGUACCAAUCCAAAUGUCUACUUUCACAGAGGAAACGCGAUGCAUCCUGGAAUGAUGUAUUAAAAGACUGUUUGAAGUGCAGUGCAGUGUAGAAAGAACUAUGCGUAUAUGCGUUUAUAGCACAGUAUAGACCUAUACUGUUUAUAGUAUAAACUGUAUAAACUUUAUACAUUAUGAUCCAUCGAAGUUUGUUGAAUUUCACUGAAAAUAUAUGCAAUAUUGAAAUAAAUUAUUCAAAUUUUCCGCAUAUAUGCGUAAAUGGAAUUUCAUUAAAACGGCUGUUUUCAGGGGCGUCCGGAGGGAGAGGCAAGGGGGGGGGCUCACCUCCCCCUAGCGCCUGGUCUCUACUCAGAUACUUUCUAUCAAGAUAAAUUUGCAUUAUCCAAUUCCUACUGUGAUUAGCGCUUAUUAUAGUGACUUUCUGAGACAUUGUUUAAUUAGUAUUCAUCGACAUCUUAUAGAUAUGUAUAGAGUUAAUUUUAUCAACGAAGUCAUUGAUAAAUUUGCUAAAGACUCUAUAAGAAUGCCAUUUUUGUUUAAACAAGAUUAUGAUUAUUAUCGCGUGCAAUUUUUUAUUGUAAUCUUGGCUGUAAACAGAAUACCUAUGUGGUGUCAAUCAAUUUUCUUUUUUUUAUUCCAUGUUUUAUGUAGAAUAAUAGUAGAUUAUAUAUCGAGAGAGUAAAGAGCAUAUAAUUUUUCCAGAGAUGGUUUUGUAGCCAGGUUUACAUACCAUUUUUUGCACGACUCGACGAUUUUAAUUGAACGAAUCUUAUGAUAAAAUCAAUUAUUGUCAAUAUGAAAAUGAAAAUCUGAACACAAUAGGUAAUCAGAAAAUCAAGUUAUUCGAUUAUCAUGACUACCGAUAAAGAAGAGUAGCCAUAUUCCUUUUUGUGAACAUCGAAAAAGUGUGGUAGCAUAUUUUCUUAAUUGCUUUCCAAAGUUUUUCUGAUAAAUAUUGCAGGCAUGUGUGGAAAAACUAUUGAAGAAGCUGCUGCAAACAUAGUGGUAGAUUUAUUGCCAGAAAAAUCCCGGAAAAUUUUAAAGCCUAGAGAGUGCCUACUCUGUAUACCCGCUUUUUUUGUGUGAAAUCGCUUAUAGGUCGUGCAAAAUAGUUAUUUUUGUAUCUAGAGCGCGAAAUGCUACUUUGGUGAUCGAGAUCUGAAUUUUUUAACGAGGCGUAGCCGAGUUGAAAAAUAGUCGAGAUGACCAAAGUAUUUCACGCUCGAGUUGCAAACAACAUUUUCUCUACAAACGUCAAAAAAUAUAGUUCUAAGGUAAAAAUAUGCUUAGCUUGAUAUAAAAAAUGGUGUUGAACUGGCUCAAAAAGCCUUUCCCUACCCUCCCUAGGUACGCACGAUGUUCAACGAACAUAAUAGGAAUUUCCUUCCGUGCGCUCCAAGAGAUGAAACAAAGUUAUUGUUGAACAUUCAGAAAUAAAUGAUUCCGUGGAUGUUUGCUCGAUUGAGAACCAUACAGUUGAAAUAUAAAUAUCUCACAUUUUACAUAACAAUGCGCGAAGUAGGUACUUCGCGCACUGUUUUACUUCGCGCAUUGUUUUUUUGCAAGGUAUCAUGGUAACGUAGGAAACUGAAAAAAAGUGUCACUUCGCAAUUCAUUAUCAAUGCGCGAACCUUGUCAUUUUUUGACGUCUGUAGAAAAACUGUUUUUUUGAUAUGUAGUGAAUAUUGCACAUUAUUUAUUGUGACUUGCCCCUCCCUGAGAUUAUUUUUGCGGACGCCCCUGGCUGUUUUGAAUUUCAAUAUUCCAUAUUGAAUAUUGUACCUACGAAUUGGAAUUUUUGGGUAUAUGACGAAAGUAUAUAGCAUUUAGAAUAAGUAGGUAUUAAUCUCCAUUGUAGAUAGUAAUAAGUAUUGAUUUGUAUAAAAUGAAUAAAGCAGUAUGAUGUUU